CUUAUAUGUAACCAUAGAAACAUAUGAGUGGGACAAGUUCAGACACGUUCAAGAUAUCGAUGAUACGCAAACUGUAGUCAAUUUUAAGAGAGUUACCUUUUACAAGUAAACUGAUUAACGGCAAGACUCCUAUUUUGUUUGAUAGUGAAACUGUAAUUUUUGGUUGGAACGUAAAAAUACACGGCAGUUUUAACGUUGUAUUUAUUGAUGUCGGUGAAGCUUUGUUUCCCCUCUAUAUAUACACAAGAAAAAUACGUUAUCUCUAAUAAAAUAUUAUAAAUGCCAUUAGUAUUCAUAAGAAAGUUUUUUCUCUUUGGAAUUUCUCUAUUCUCGUUCAGGUGUACGACUAGAAGAAUAAUGGCAAAUCCAGAAUUUCCGAAAACAUUAGAAGGUUUUGGCUACGGAUUUAAUGAAAAUGGUAAACUUCGAAAAUUAGAUCCAGAAACAGGUGAUUUAACCAACGAACCAUUUGAAUUUAACGUUUCUGAUGAUUCAGAUUACAAUCAAAAACAUUAUGAGGCUCUAGGUGAAGUUAUCAAUCAUUAUGUGUAUGGCCUUUUGGAGAAAGAAGGAUUAAAGAGGUUGCCAGUACCAAGAAACAGUAACGAUCCUGAAGAAUUGAGGACAUUUAUCUUUGCAAGUGAUGAUUAUGUAGAAAAUGAGAAAUUAAUAGUUUUAAUUCAUGGCAGUGGCGUUGUAAGAGCUGGACAAUGGGCUAGACGUUUAAUUAUUAAUGAUAAUCUCAAUUCGGGAACACAAAUACCUUAUGUAAAGAGAGCCAGAGAAUUAGGAUAUGCAGUGAUUGUCUUGAACACUAAUGACAAUCAUAGACUAGUGAAGGGAAAGCAGAAAGAAAUUAAAGACAGCGAAGAUCCGGAGAAACAUAUGGAAACUGCUUGGAAUGACUACAUUAAAACUUCUAAUGUUAAACACAUUGCGAUUAUUGCUCACAGUUAUGGAGGUGUUUGCACCGUCGACUUUGGUAUACAGAAUCCAGAAGAAGUGAUAAACAAGGUUUUUGCUAUUGGCUUCACUGACUCGGUUCAUGCUAUGCCUUCGAAAGGAGUCGAUCACUUAAUUAAGAUUGCUAAAAAUUGGGUUUCUUCCGAAAAACCAUUAGAUACACCUGAACUUUCUCUAAGUGGAGAUAUUGUACGAGUAUCGUCAGGACAUAGUGUCCACGAAAUGACAUCGUCGUCUUGCAUGGAUUCUCUCUUCAAUUAUUUAACUGAUCAAUAUAAACAAGCGACUAGUACAAAAGAAGAAUUAUAAUUAUUCACAUAUGAUUCAUAUUAUCCACUGAUAUGUGGGUAAUACGAUUUUUAUACACUUUUAGACGAUCAAUUCUUUCUCCACUAAUUUUAAAUUAUUCGCAUAUAUUUUUUAUUGUCUUCCAUGAAACGAAUGGAAGUCUCUUAUUUCUUCCUAUUUUUUUUUAAUUUAAAAUCUUUAGAUGAUAGAUGUAAACCGAGAAUUAUUUUUCAACAAUGUCUAGAUAAAUUAGGAACGAAUUGUGUGGUUCAUUUUUUUUUAUAUAAAUAUUUGCACUCUACUUGAGUAGAUUAGUUGAAUUCUAAUGUAGCACAUUUAUAUUUUUGAAAAAUAAACUGUCACUAAUAGAUUUUAUAAA
Messenger RNA from Leptopilina heterotoma, 1630 nucleotides. Its product is annotated as FAM172 family protein homolog CG10038. Gene Ontology annotation, biological process: regulatory ncRNA-mediated heterochromatin formation. The coding region runs from base 280 to 1272 and encodes 330 amino acids. Gene Ontology annotation, cellular component: nucleus. The record is from RefSeq and is a predicted model, not a curated record. Gene Ontology annotation, molecular function: siRNA binding. The transcript has 8 exons. NCBI's taxonomy places the organism in Eukaryota, Metazoa, Arthropoda, Insecta, Hymenoptera, Figitidae.